AUGAAAUGUCCUUACACAAAAUCCAAAGCAAAAGAUAAGGGGAUUGCGCGGGAAAUCGAGUCAGUUGCAUCGCAAAAAGAGAUUCCUGUUGCUAAGAAGACUGAAAUUUCCAAGAGGACCGGGGCUAAAAAGAAAAAUCCUUCCAAGUAUAGAGCGUGCCUCCAUACAUAUUUAGAAACGACAGAUAUUUCGGAUGGAUGUGUUCGUUUAAUACCUAUGGAUGGAGCUAUUUUUGGUUUUGAGUAUGCCGAGCCAUUGGGUAAAGAGGAUUUUGAUCAAAUUUUGUAUCAUACGCAAUUAAGCGUUGGUGUUAUCAACACAUACAUGAGGUAUUUAUAUGACAAAUUGAUGGGUCCGCGUGGGUUGGAGCAAAGAUUCUCAUUCUUAAAUCCCAUGAAAACGAACUUAACCGAAAUGAUAAGAAAACCAGAUGAAGUCAGGACGUAUGUAGUCGAGCGCUUUAUGGCCGACACAGAUAGAGAAAAGUUGUUCUUUUUACCGUUUAAUACCGGCGACGGUGGACAUUGGUUGUUGGUCGCGAUAAAUCCUUUUAAAGAAAUUGUGUAUUAUUUGGAUUCUUUACACAAUGAUUGGACAACAUACCCUGCUAUGAAGACGAUAGUUGACACCAUUAUACAAACUGUUCGAGCACAAAGAAAAAUUCAAGUACCAAAGAGAAAAGCCAAUAACAUUACAUGGAAUAGAGUGGAGUGUCCUCGACAGCGUAAUAAUAUAGAUUGUGGAUAUUACACGUUGAGGUUUAUGAAAGAAACUCUUCUUAUGGAUCGAACAGAUAUUCCAUCUGAUUACUUUGAUGAAUAUAGAUGUGCUUAUUACUCAAAAGAUCAGUUGGAUGAAAUUAAAGAGGAAUUGUGUCAAUUCAUUAUCGAGCUACAGGUUUUGUGAGGUUAUAUAGCAUAUUUAGAAGAUAGAACUAGAAUGUGUUGAAAUACAUUUUGAUUAGCAUUUUUGGAGGUUAUUAGAAAUGUGUAGAUUUUUUGUAAAGGCAAACAUUUUCAAGUAUAUAUAUAAAUACUCAAAAAACUGCUGAAAUUAGAAGUAUAUUGUGUUGAACUAUAAUGUGUUUAUAAUGCAUAUAGAUUU
Messenger RNA from Lathyrus oleraceus (garden pea), 1104 nucleotides. RefSeq lists its product as uncharacterized. Gene Ontology annotation, biological process: proteolysis. Gene Ontology annotation, molecular function: cysteine-type peptidase activity. Lineage: Eukaryota; Viridiplantae; Streptophyta; Magnoliopsida; Fabales; Fabaceae. The record is from RefSeq and is a predicted model, not a curated record. Bases 1 to 906 code for a protein of 301 amino acids. The transcript is spliced from 8 exons.